Phalaenopsis equestris is the source of this 1883-nucleotide messenger RNA. Its product is annotated as eukaryotic peptide chain release factor GTP-binding subunit ERF3A. Lineage: Eukaryota; Viridiplantae; Streptophyta; Magnoliopsida; Asparagales; Orchidaceae. The transcript is spliced from 18 exons. Gene Ontology annotation, biological process: translation. Gene Ontology annotation, cellular component: translation release factor complex. Bases 1 to 1581 code for a protein of 526 amino acids. The record is from RefSeq and is a predicted model, not a curated record. Gene Ontology annotation, molecular function: GTPase activity; translation release factor activity; GTP binding.
AUGGAUGCCAUUCAACUUCGAUCACUAUCAGUAAUGGAAUCUGCCAGACUGUUUACCCAUCAGAAGAAGUCACACUUCUCCGGACCCGUCGUUGAAGCUGAGUCAGUCGAUGAUCCUCCGCUUGUUUCCGCUCAGGACAGUCAUGAUGAGCUAGAAUCAAACCUACAGGAGCUACACUUGCAGAAAAAAGAGAAGUUACCCGAACAUGAGGAAAUUCAAGAACCAGGGGAACAAGAAGAAGAGAAAAAACGGCAUUUGAAUGUUGUUUUCAUUGGGCAUGUUGAUGCUGGCAAGUCGACAACAGGAGGGCAGUUACUUCUCCUUAGUGGUCAGGUUGAUGAUCGAACUAUUCAGAAGUAUGAGAGGGAGGCAAAGGAGAAAAACCGAGAGAGCUGGUAUAUGGCUUACAUUAUGGAUACCAAUGAGGAAGAACGGAUAAAGGGAAAGACUGUGGAGGUUGGAAGAGCACAUUUUGAGACAGAAAAUACGAGAUUUACUAUUUUAGACGCUCCAGGACAUAAAAGCUAUGUGCCAAACAUGAUCAGUGGUGCAUCUCAAGCUGAUGUUGGAGUUCUAGUCAUAUCUGCACGUAAAGGUGAAUUUGAAACUGGAUAUGAGAAGGGAGGACAGACCCGUGAACAUGUUCAGCUUGCAAAAACAUUGGGUGUUUCAAAAUUGGUUGUGGUCGUCAAUAAAAUGGAUGAACCUACGGUGAAUUGGUCCAAAGAAAGAUAUGAUGAGAUUGAAUCAAAGAUGAUUCCUUUCCUCAAGUUAUCAGGUUAUAAUGCUAAGAAAGAUGUUCACUUUCUCCCAAUAUCUGGUUUGACUGGACUCAAUAUGGCAAAGAGAGUGGAUAAGAAAAUUUGUAGUUGGUGGGAUGGGCCAUGUCUUUUCGAAGUUUUGGAUUCUAUUGAAAUUCCUCUGAGAGAUCCUAAAGGACCUAUUAGGAUGCCUAUUAUCGACAAAUACAAGGACAUGGGAACUGUGUUGAUGGGAAAGAUCGAGUCUGGAUCCAUCCAUGAAGGUGAUAGCUUAUUGGUCAUGCCCAAUAAAGCACAAGUUAAAGUGCUUGCGAUAUACUGUGAUGAGAAGAAGGCGAGACGGGCUGGGCCUGGUGAAAAUGUCAGGGUGAAAGUAUCUGGAGUAGAAGAAGAAGACAUAUUGUCUGGUUUUGUGCUUUCAAGUGUGGCUGAUCCAGUUAAUGCGGUUUUUGAAUUUAAUGCUCAGCUGCAAAUUCUAGAGCUUCUUGAUAACGCAAUUUUCACUGCCGGUUACAAAGCUAUACUGCACAUCCAUUCCGUUGUUGAGGAGUCGGAGAUUGUAGAGCUCAUAGAGGAAAUUGAUGUGAAGAAGAAGAAAGAUGCUGAUCCAAAGAAAAGGAAGCCCAAGAGGAAACCUCUCUUUGUCAAGAAUGGCGCUGUUGUUGUUUGCAGAGUACAGGUAAAUAACUUGAUUUGCGUCGAGAACUUCACCAAUUUCCCACAGCUCGGGCGAUUUACUCUACGUACUGAAGGUAAAACAAUUGCAGUAGGUAAAGUUGUUGCUCUUCCACCUCCAGGGAAUGUGACGUUCGCUUCUUAAAACUAUCCGGAUAAUCUUAUCUUCGGUUGAAGAAAGUACUUGAAUCAGCAGAAGGCUACAAAUUUUCGUGUUUAAUGUUAAUAUCAUUGUUUAUCAUUUGGAUUAUUUAUGCCUCCAUAGUUUAUUUGAUAGAAGCGUGAUUAUAUCAAGAGAGUUCUGAUUUUCUUGCGAAGUAAUAUUGUAUCUGUGUGAGUGCUUGGCCUCUAUUUAAGUUGUUCUUUUAGAGUUGGGAGUGGCAUUGCCAACUGUAUUUAUGUAAUUUUAUGGAUUAUUUUUUGAAGGGGAAUUUUGGGAUCUAAAUC